Messenger RNA from Vicia villosa (hairy vetch), 3320 nucleotides. Its product is annotated as pentatricopeptide repeat-containing protein At3g48250, chloroplastic-like. The transcript has a single exon. Lineage: Eukaryota; Viridiplantae; Streptophyta; Magnoliopsida; Fabales; Fabaceae. Gene Ontology annotation, molecular function: protein binding. The coding region runs from base 97 to 2034 and encodes 645 amino acids. Gene Ontology annotation, biological process: RNA splicing. The record is from RefSeq and is a predicted model, not a curated record.
ACCUUAAACCCACUCCAAUGAAAUGAAAUGAAACAACACCACCACCUUUGAUUGCGCAGCAAUUUCAUCUUAGGAACACAACUCUUAACUUUUACGAUGAAUCGCAUGAAGGCAAUUUCCUCUUCCCUCAGAUUCCUCAACUCAUCACUCGCUACCCGAGUCAUUGCAACUCGGAACCAGGUGACUCACUUCUCUUCUCCCUCUAUCUCACUCCCCUUUUUCAAUCGCUCACACGAUUCAUCACCUUCUCACAACACUCAUCAAAAACUCUACUUUUCUUCCAAACCAAACUCCAUUUUAGAGCUUGUUUUCUCAAACGAUUGGUCAGAAGAGGUAGAGAAGGAGUUAGAAAAUCGUCGUCAAUCGUUAACCCAUGAAACUGUUGUUUACGUUUUGAAGCGAUUGGAUAGAAACCCCAUUAAAGUUUUUUCCUUUUUCAAUUGGGUCACUGAGAGAGAAUGGUUUAUGUCAAGUUCUUCACUUUAUAGCUUAGUUCUUAGGGUUUUAGCGAGGAAUAAAAAGAUGAAAGAGUUUUGGAUUACUCUUAGGACUAUGAAGGAGAAAGGGUUUUACCUUGAUGAAGAGACCUAUGUGACAAUUUCAACAGGUUUUAAAAAGGAAAAACUGAAUAGUGAUGUUUCAGCUCUAACGCAUUUCUACAAUGGCAUGAUUCACCAAAAUGCUAUGCAGAGUGUUGUCAAAAAGGUUGUUGGUAUCAUUUUAGGGUCUGAUUGGAAUGAUGAUGGUGAUGAUGGUGGUGAUAAGGUUGAGAAUGAACUUGCUAAGGUUAAGAUUCAGCUUUCGGAUAAUUUCGUGAUUAGGGUUUUUAAAGAGGUUCGAAGUUCACCUUUAAAGGCUUACAAGUUCUUUCAUUGGGUUGGGAAGCAAUCUGGUUAUCAGCAGAAUACAGUGACUUACAAUGCAGUUGCUAGAGUUCUUGCUAGGAUGGAAUCGAUUGAGGAGUUUUGGAGUGUUCUUGAGGAGAUGAAGAGUGUAGGUCAUGAAUUGGAUCUCGAUACUUACAUAAAGAUAUCGAGGCAGCUUCAAAAGAAUAGGAUGAUGGAGGAUGCUGUGAAGCUUUACGAGCAUAUGAUGGAUAGUUCAUAUAAGCCGUCGGUUUCUGAUUGUGUUAUACUUUUAAAGAGCAUCUCUGGAAGCGAUAAGCCGGAUUUGGAUUUAGUGUUUAGGGUAGCUAAGAAAUUUGAGUCAGGAGGGUAUACACUUUCCAAGGCUGUAUAUGAUAGUAUCCACAGGUCUUUGACAAGUGCCGGGAGAUUUGAUGAAGCUGAGAAAAUUGUUGAGACCAUGAAAAACGCUGGCUAUGAGCCGGAUAACAUCACGUACAGUCAAAUUAUUUUCGGUCUUUGUAAGAUGAGGAGGUUUGAAGAGGCGCACAAGGUAAUCGAGGAGAUGCAGGCUUGCGAUUGCAGGCCUGAUAUCAAGACUUGGACCAUCUUGAUCCAAGGGUACUGUGAUGCCGGUGAACUAGACAAUGCGUUACUUACUCUCUAUAAGAUGAUGGAACAGAAUGGUGAUGUGGAUGCUGAUUUGUUGGAAGUUCUGGUUGACGGUUUUCUUACUCAAAAGAGAAUAGACGGUGCGUACAAGCUGCUUCUAGAGAUAACUGGUAGGUGUUCCGUAUGUCCAUGGCAAGCUACAUUCAAGAAACUGAUUCAAAGUCUAUUAGGAGUCAGAAUGUUUGAGGAGGCACUUGUUCUUCUUCGUUUGAUGAAAGCUAAAAAUUACCCUCCAUACCACGAACCAUUUGUGUCGCAUAUUUCGAAGUUUGGUACCUUGGAGGAUGCUGCGGAAUUCCUAAAGGUUUUGAGUAUAAAAAGUUACCCAUCUCAUAAUGUUUACCUUCAAAUUUUUGAAUCCUUAUUUCAAGAAGGUAGACAUUCAGAGGCCAAAGAUCUAUUGUACAAGAGUCCUCACCACAUCCGGAAGCAUAGUAAAAUCUGCGAACUAUUUGGUUCAUCGGAGAGUCAGACGUCCAAGAGUCAGACGGCAGAGACCCAGAUAGCUUCUAAUUGAUUCCUGACUAUUAUCAAGCUGUUAAGGGGUGCUUGGUGCUUGUCAAACUAAGAUUGUUUUGCUGUGGUUAGAAGAUUUCCACUGAUUUAUAUAUGUAAGGAGGUAUUUUGUGGCAAUUAAACGAAUCAAUAUAAGAGAGAAAGGAGAGUUGGGAAAAUCUAGUAGAACUCUUUCUGGAGUCUCUUUGUGGCCAUUUUCAUUAGAUUUUUCGUGAUAUGAGUUUCUAGGGUGGUAAUGGUUCCAGCUUUUCCAUUUUUUUAUUUAAUGAGGGGAUGGAUGUAUGUUGACUAGACUCCUUGUGACAUGCUUAUGAUUUCAUACAAGAAUUCUUAACGAAAUUGUCAAUCAAACUCUUAUCACUAUUAUAUUUAUUUUCUCAUAACCAUAAAUGAGUUGAGUAUGUUAGGAAAAGAGUUUUCAAUGGAGAUAGUGAAGGAUGCUUUGUUUUUGAUGGAUAACUUCAAAGCUCCUGCUCGUCUGGAAGGUUUUCACCCCCUUCAAGAAAAACUGGAAUAUUAUUGGUUCUUCAAUCUUUGAUGAAGUUGUCCCAUGAAAAACUUCUUACUAAUGUCAAAAGGAAGCGUCGUGGCAUAAGAGAUAUUAACUUUUUCUAAAGUUGUAUGCAAAUCGCUGAGACUAUUGAGACCAUUAUGCAUGCUCUUAGAGAUUAAUAGAUUAUGACACAAUUAAAGAUUUUUGGAAUGCAUCUAUUAUUAUGCAGGACGAUAUUUGCGUUUUUUUUUUAGUCUUAUAUUAUCGGGGCAGCAGGUGAAUUUCAAUCUUCAUUUGUCACCCAUUAGUACUAAUUAAUGGAAUUUCCCCACUCUCUUUGGUAUCUUGACAAAUUUGAUAUGGCAAGAUAGAAACCAAUAAGUUUUUUCAGGGACUUUGCUUACCACUAAGUUAUUUCUGAGUAAUCUUCGAAGGUACCUAACCUAAAUUAUGUUUAUUAUCGUCUUUUCCUUUAUCCUUCCUAGAGUUGUCAAAAUCGGCUCGGCCCAUCGGGCCGGUCCAUAAGCCCUACAAUUUAGUGUGGACCGGGCUGCAAAAUACCUUUAAAACACAACCCUAUCUUUUUGGGCCGGCCUAUCGGGCCUAUGUUUUUAUGGGCUGGGCCGGGCCAAGCGGGCUUCGGGCUGACCCAUUAAAAUAAUAUUUUGGUAAAUUUUGGAGAAAAAAGAUUGAGAUAAGAUAUGAUUUCAUAAAUGUGGUUUCAAGUGAUAAAGAAAAAUUAAAGAGGAUGAAGAUAUAUUUUCAAGAUGAUGUGAUCAAGGAAAUGAUUGUGA